This is a messenger RNA of Zootermopsis nevadensis, 2569 nucleotides long. RefSeq names its product protein SET. Gene Ontology annotation, biological process: nucleosome assembly. The record is from RefSeq and is a predicted model, not a curated record. Gene Ontology annotation, cellular component: nucleus. NCBI's taxonomy places the organism in Eukaryota, Metazoa, Arthropoda, Insecta, Blattodea, Termopsidae.
CCUCUCAUGAAAUUAGCUACUAAUUGUAUUAAUUAAAGUUUCAUUAGCUCUUGAUAACUAUACGUUUUAAUAUAGCGGUAAUAGUUGUCAAAUCUUAAAUUUAUGCCUCAAAAAUCAUUCAUACUCUGACCAGAACAAAAAGCUCUUCUCUAUUUAAACACGCCCUACCGAUGGUAAAUUUUAAUUGGUUAAAAUAUGGUGGUAAUGUGUGUGGAAUUACGGUUAUAAGCAGGCGAGGGUUCUGUACAAUAGAGAAGAUAGAUUUUCUGUAUGUUGAUGGUGUUAGUGUACAGUAAUAUUUAAAUGUUUUAUUGCGCUUUGAAAUCUAAAAAUUUGUUGAAAAAGGCAUGCGGUCACAAUAGCGUCCAAGGGGUGUAAAGUGUUGGCAUAGUACGCAAAACACGUUGUAAUAUUUACAACAAAACAUGUCGAAUGGAGCAACGCCGAAGAAGGUAAAGAAGGUGGAAGUAGCUGGGGCAUCAGGAGACGCCGACGAAAGUAGGGAUUACGAUGCCGAAACUCAGAAAGCGUUGGAAGAAAUUGAUGCUUGCCAAAAUGAAAUUGAUGCACUGAAUGAAAAAGCAAGUGAGGAAAUUCUAGUUGUUGAACAGAAGUAUAAUAAAUUGAGAAAACCCUACUUCGAUAAGAGAAAUGAUAUAAUCAAGAGGAUACCCAAUUUCUGGGUAACUGCUUUUGUAAAUCAUCCACAGAUUUCAGCUAUUCUUGAUGAAGAUGAAGAAGAUUGCUUACAUUACUUGACAAAACUAGAAGUGGAGGAAUUUGAUGAUAUAAAAUCUGGAUACAGAAUCAAUUUUCACUUUGAGGAAAACCCAUAUUUUGAGAACGAUGUCCUAACAAAAGAAUUUCAUUUGGGAUCAUCUGGUGAUCCUGCUUCUCAGAGCACAUCAAUUCUUUGGAAAGAAGGAAAUGAUUUAUCAAAAAAAAUUAAAGAUAAAAGUGGUGGAAAAGGAAGGAAGAGGUUCUUGGAGCAGAAGACACUAUUCAAUUGGUUAAUUGAUCAUGCAGAUCCAUCUGCAGAUGAUAUUGCAGAAGUUAUAAAGGAUGAUAUGUGGCCAAAUCCUCUCCAGUACUAUCUCGUACCUGACAUUGAGGUAGAAAAUGGUGUAGAAGGGGAAGAUGAUGGUAGUGAUGAUGAAGAUGAUGCAGAACUGGCAGAAGUGGAGGAGGAGGAGGAGGAUAUCGAGGGUGAAGAAGGUGGUGAUGACAAUUUGGCAGAGGAAGAUGAUGAUGAUGCUGCUGAACAGGAGGAUGAUGAAGGUGGUGAUGACUGAAUGCAUGAUUAAGAAGACAGAACUGAAAACUAGAAACUUCGAUUUAAGAAGUGAUUCAAGUGGUUGUAUGUCUAAGUAAACUAAACAAAUUGAGUGAAACAUAACUAGUUUUCCUAUUAUUGUGAUUGAAUGUUUCAGGGAAAUUUAUUUACCAUAAAAAUGGAAAUGGGAGUUUGAUAGUAAUAGUGAGCAGUUAAUUUGUAUUUCUUUCAAGAUUGUAAAUGUGUCUACCACUUGACUGAGCAAAAGUAAAAAAAAAAACACAUUAGGAUAAGUAAAGUAGGAGAUCAAUAGUACAUAUUCUUUUCCUAAGUAUCUUUUGCCUAAGAUUGGGUCACCAUCCUGGCAUUAACACAUUGGCAGCAAAAUUUUGAGUUUUUAUACCUGAUGACCCCUAUUAUUUUUUAUUGGUACCAUUCAACGGGCAUGAGAAUAAUAAGCCUCCAUGUUCUCAUUCUGAAUUAUUGCCUGUUUGGUGUUUGGGUGAUGCCAGACAUUUAAAAUCAUUCUUGUAAUUUUGUGGAGUAUCUUGUGGAAAUGAGCUUCAUUUUUGAUUUCAGCUAGUGAAUAAAAAGUUUGGUACAUGUUUUAGGAGUACUAAGGGUAGUAAGAGUAGAAUUGCAUUACAUUUUGUGUUAGCCAUAUAUAAUAUGUUAGUAAUAGGUCAUAGUUGUCACCAGUUUUAAAGUAUUGUCUUAGCAUUUACUUCACUAUUGAGAAAGAUACUGAUUAAGUCUUGGUCAUUGGUAAGGUGAUAGGUCAGAAUUUGAUUAACAGGAUAAGGGCUUAUAUCAGUAAAUCUUUCAACAUUGAUACUAUAUUCAUUGAGAGUGCUUCAGUAAAGUUCUUUAAUUUUAAAUGUUCGGUAUACUAGUUCUAGUGAGCUCUAUCAAGGUGGUGGCAUACCAUAAACUUAAAAAUAUGUGUUGCAGAUUGCCAAGUCUGGCAUCACCUAGGUUAUAACACUACUAUGUACAAAAAACUGGAAGUAUAACACAUAAGUAAAGUAACAUAUUGUGUGUUUAAUUGUUUAAGUAUGAGAAUAUCACUUAUUCCUGAUUAAUAUACUCUUAUAUAGCAGGCACAAGUACACAUUUUUGUGAUCAUUUUAUAUUGCUAAUUUAUGCUGGUUUUACUAUAACAGUUCAGUAAUCCUACAUACAAUGUUGCAGUUUAUAGUGACACUCACCAAAUGUCACCUUUGUUUUGAUGGAGCUUAAGGAUGUAUUUGUAAACAAAAGUAACAUUGUAUCAAUAAAAAAUUUCAGUCUUCGUAU